Molecule: messenger RNA, 1482 nt
Organism: Lathyrus oleraceus (garden pea)
Lineage: Eukaryota; Viridiplantae; Streptophyta; Magnoliopsida; Fabales; Fabaceae
Exons: 5
Coding region: 1-1482 (493 amino acids)
Source: RefSeq, a predicted model, not a curated record
AUGCAACUGUUGCAGCAGAUGCAACUGAAGCACAAAGGAACACGCAUUAGAGAGAUGAGGAAGAAAGAUCAGAAAGCUUUAUUCUACAUCCACCAGUGUGUGGAUAUGAAUGGGUUUAAGAAGAUCCCUGACUCGACGACCGUGAAGGUUACGUGGGACACACUAGUACAAUGCUAUGGAGAUGAUGCAUCGGUGAAGAAGGUGAAACUUCAGUCUUUACGUAAGAAGUAUGAGAAUAUUAAUAUGAAGAACAAACAGAAGGUGCCUGAUUACAUCUCUAGAGUGAUUCUGAUCACAAAUGGGAUGAAAUCUUACGGAGAGACUAUCUCUGAACAAGUAAUCAUUGAGAAGCUUUUCACAUUUUCUGAGAAAUCUUCUUCAGUUUUUUCAGCAAUGGCGCCUCAAAAACCCUCAAGCAGUAAACACUCCAAGAAGAGACAAGACUCAUCUUUUCCUCCUGUGCAUGAUUUGAAAGGGCCAAUGACCAUUGGAAAUCAACAGUAUGUUCCGGAACCUCCAAACGAAAAGGAAAAAGACUGCAUCUAUAAAUCUCAGGCAAGUCGAAAACCCUCAACAAUCCAAAAGAAGAAGAGUGAAGAGGAGAGACAAGAGGAUAAAGUCCCUAGUGAAGAGUCUGGUGAUGAAUCUCCAGAGUUAAUCCCUCCCCCUCAGAAGAAAAAGAAACUCACGAAGGUCUCUUCCCAAAGGUCCAUUGCUAACCCAAUCAGGAAGGAUCCUGCCAGUGCUUCUCCUGCCAAGCCUCAGUCGAAAGAUAUGGGGAGUGGGAAGUCCAGUUUUAAUACUGAAAUUCCUGAGGAACAAGUGGUUGUCGCAAAAACGCCUGAGAAAAUUUUGGAGGAAACAGCCCCAGAGGAAGAUGUCCCCCCAAGUGACCAUGAUAUGCAAACCGUAGAAGAAUUCGACACUACAGUGGGUGACGCCUCUGAAGAUGAAUCUCCUCCUCAUCCAGGAUUGCACGUUGCACCUCAGGGUGAUGAUAUUGAAAUGGAGGUUGUGGUCGAAGAUGACCCUGAAGAUGGAGCUUCCAGAGACGGGGACAACCAGUCGAAACGAACAGAGGUCGAGCAUACUUCGACGCGAAACACUCCACCUACUCCUGACCGGGUCCAAGGGAGUAGCAAAUCAACUGACUCUGAAAAAGAAUAUGACUCUGAAGGAGAUUCUGGCUCUGAAGAUGAAUCAGAGUCUGAUGGUGACUUUGAUGCUAAAGAAGAGUCUGAAGGUGAAUCCAACUCUGAAGGUAACUUUGAUUUUAAUCCAGAUUUUGAUGAUGAUCCAGACUCUGGUGGUAAUCAUGCCUCUGAAGGUGGACAAAACUCUAAAGUUAGUCCAGCAUCUGAUAUUGUUCCAGCAUCUAAAGAAUAUUUUGAACAAGUUCAUAGACCACAAAGAAACAGACAAAUACCAAGAAGAUUUGCAGAGUUUGACAUUUUGCAAGAUUCUGAAAUAGACUCUAAAUGA